This is a messenger RNA of Salmo salar (Atlantic salmon), 588 nucleotides long. Lineage: Eukaryota; Metazoa; Chordata; Actinopteri; Salmoniformes; Salmonidae. The record is from RefSeq and is a predicted model, not a curated record.
AUGAGGCGUGUGAGGCGUGAGAGUAUGAGGCGUUAUGAGGCGUGCGAGUAUGAGGCGUGUGAGUAUGAGGCGUGCGAGUAUGAGGCGUGCGAGUAUGAGGCGUGCGAGUAUGAGGCGUGCGAGUAUGAGGCGUGUGAGUAUGAGGCAUGUGAGUAUGAGGCAUGUGAGUAUGAGGCAUGUGAGUAUGAGGCAUGUGAGGCGUGUGAGUAUGAGGCGUGUGAGUAUGAGGCGUGUGAGUAUGAGGCGUGUGUGGCGUGUGAGUAUGAGGCGUGUGAGGCGUGUGAGUAUGAGGCGUGUGUGGCGUGUGAGUAUGAGGCGUGUGAGUAUGAGGCGUGUGAGUAUAAGGCGUGUGUGGCGUGUGAGUAUGAGGUGUGUGAGGCGUGUGAGUAUGAGGCGUGUGAGGCGUGUGAGUAUGAGGCGUGUGAGGCGUGUGAGUAUGAGGCGUGUGAGUAUGAGGCGUGUGAGUAUAAGGCGUGUGUGGCGUGUGAGUAUGAGGCGUGUGAGUAUAAGGCGUGUGUGGCGUGUGAGUAUGAGGCGUGUGAGGCGUGUGAGUAUGAGGCGUGUGAGUAUGAGGCGUGUGUGGCGUGA